AUGGCGUGGAGUACCCCAAGUCCACAGGAAAUCAGCCCACAUUUUGUAUCCAUAUCUUUGCUAGCAGCAGCCUUACCGACCUGGACACAGCACGUUGCAAAAAUACAGCCAGUUGGGGCUUAUGUCUGGACCAGUAGUGGACUCAUUGAGGGUAUUCCUGCACCUGAGAGGUCCAAUGUUUCGGAAUAUCUGAGGAUUCCCUUUGCCGCAUCGCCAACGGGAGAUCUGCGAUUUGCACCGCCAGUAGCAUAUCAUUCUAACUCCGCGGUGCAUGCAAGCUAUAUCAGAGACUGCCCUGCUAAUAUCGCCCAAAAAGUUGUUCAAACGUUUGCCCAGCAGCUGGGCAAACCACAAAGCGAAGAUUGUCUGUACCUGAACAUGUGGGCCAAGCCUACGACGUCCAGCUUGAAGCCUGUGCUCGCCUUUAUCCAUGGUGAUCGAUUCUCACUGGGUGGUGCACAGAGCCCCUAUUAUGAUGGUCAGAUACUGGCUGAUGAGCAAGAAGUUGUGGUCGUAACUUUCAAUUACCGACUGAAUAUCUUCGGGUUCUCCGCCGCCCCCGGGUUCCCCCAGAAUGUAGCCCCCCUCGACCAACGUCUAGCAGUCGAAUGGGUCCAUAGCAACAUAGCAGCAUUCGGGGGAGACCCCUGCCGCAUCGCCAUGUUCGGGCAAUCAGCCGGUGGCGCCGCAGUCGACUACUACUCAUAUAUCUGGGGCAAUAAACCUCUCGUCAGCGGCCUCAUCUCCCACUCCGAAACAGCCCUCAGCUUCAAGCCCAACACGCCCCAAGAAUCAGCCAGCUACUUCCACCACGUUUCCCAUACCCUAGGCUGCGGAAGCACCACCACGAACACAACCUCCAUCAUCCAACGUCUGCGCCAACAACCGAACAAAUCGACCCUUAAAAAAGUCGCCAAAGUACCCCCCGCCCAGUUCCCCGUCCUCCCCCAACCUAUCUUCCACCCAACAGUGAACAACAUCACCAUAUUCAACAACUGCGCUGAGCACUCCGCCGCCGGAAACUUCAGCUCCAUCCCCUACCUCCUAACCGCCAACGCCAACAAAGCAGGCUACUACCGCGUCAGUGCCUACGUCACCAACACCUCCCACCCCGACUCCGUCUGGACACUCUUCAACCAAGCCGCCUUCGCCUGCCCUACAGGCAAAACAGCCUCUGACCGUGCCGCAGCAGGCAUCCCAGCCUGGCAAUCGCGCUACUUCGGCGACUGGGAUAACCUCCGCCUGUACUCGUCCAGUGGACUACCGAGUUCUGCGAAGGAGAUGGAGCUCGCGAGGUAUAUGGUUUCGGCGUGGGUUGCAUUUGCGUUUGUAACGGAGACGCUCGUGGGUCCUGUGUAUGGGGAUGAGGCCAAAGCUCGGUUCUUGUUGCCUUCGUUGUUUGAGCAGGAGAGUGCUAGUUUGGGGAGGGAGAUUGUUUAUUGGUUUGUGCUAUGGGGGCUUGGAUAUGUAUACACCGUUGCAAAAAUGGCCGACUUUUCAGAGUAUACGAACCCCAUUGAAGAAUGGCUUGAGUUGGAGAAAACCCUCCCGGAAUUCCCAAAGAACCUGACCAUAGACCAAAUGAAGACAGCGGCGAAUCAGGACCGCGAGGCAUCUGCUGCGAAAGCUAUGAUUGCUGAAGGUCUUGUGUCGCAGGUAUCGAUGCAAGACUACGAGAUCUCAACGCGGGAUGGAAAGACCAUAGAAGCUCGCAGCUAUCGGCCGUCAUCGGUGCCUGCUACGCAGCGACUGCCUGUUUUCAUCUACUUCCAUGGCGGCGGGUUUGUACUCGGUACCCUUAGGUCGGAGGAUGCAACUUGCUCUCGCAUCGUGGUUGACCGGGCGGCGGCGGGGUCCCCUGUGGUUGUCGUCAAUGUGAAUUAUCGCCAUACCCCCGAAUACAAGUAUCCAACCGCUUGGGAUGAUGCCGAGGAUUCCUUCCAUUGGGUUCAUGACCAUCUGGAUGAUAUUUACGGGGACGGAGAGAAUGUGGUGAUCGGUGGUAUCUCGGCAGGGGCCUAUCUGACGGCAUCUUUGACGCUCGCACAGAACACCGGCAAGGAUCUAUCGUUGGCUCAAAGACCUAAGGUCCGCGGCCAAGUGCUUAUGAUCCCGGCUCUUGUAACGGAGGAUUAUUAUGCAUCGCAACUCGCGAAACUUCGUGAUCCCUCCGUCUCGAGCUAUGUGCAAUGCGAGCAUGCACCCAUUCUCCCGGUCAGCAGAAUGCGCCUGUUUGGGAAGCUGCUGGACCCACCUGGUGGACCGGAGUUGGAAUUCGAUAGACGGAUCAAUCCGGGCCUUGCGACGCCGGAGGAAGUGAAAGGGUUGCCGGCUACGACGUUUGGAAUCGCGGGGAGAGAUCCUUUGCGGGAUGAAGGGUUGCUGUAUGCGAUGUUACUGAGCGAAAAUGGGUAA
Molecule: messenger RNA, 2415 nt
Organism: Aspergillus alliaceus
Lineage: Eukaryota; Fungi; Ascomycota; Eurotiomycetes; Eurotiales; Aspergillaceae
Product: Alpha/Beta hydrolase protein
Exons: 11
Coding region: 1-2415 (804 amino acids)
Molecular function (GO): hydrolase activity
Source: RefSeq, a predicted model, not a curated record